AGUACUAUGCAGGCCUUGAAAAUCAAGUUCUGCGGCUUAGCUAGGCAAAGGCUUCCUUCUGGUUACCGGGUAAACUGGCUCCACCCAGCUGGUGAAAAGUGAUACAAGUGGGACCUAAACCGGAAGUUGGCUGGAUUGACUUCGCUGCUCAAGAUGGUGGCGGUUCCAGGAUUUACCCUUGGUGCCUUCGUAUUUCUGUUGCGUGUUAGUUUGGUGGUCAGUUACCCCAAUGGAAAAGUAACAAAGUCAUGCCAUCGAAUGAUCCCUGAACACGGUCAUAGGCCACAGUCUGACCCAACUCACCGUGUGGCAGUGAAUCAGACAACAUUCAGACCCGGAGAUCACAUUGAAGUCACUUUAUCAGGACCACCUUUUAAAGGCUUUCUUCUAGAAGCUCGUGAUGCUGAGAAUUUGGAUGGUCCUCCUGUUGGCUCCUUCAUGCUGAAUGACAGUUGGGCAUCCCAGCUUCUGACUUGUGAGAAUAUACAGGGCUCAGCUGUGAGUCACACAAGUUCAUCCAAAAAAGCAGAAAUUAAAGUUUAUUGGAAGGCUCCAAGCAGUGCUCCGAAUCACGUAAGAUUUCUAGCCACAGUGGUUGAGAAGUAUAAAAUCUACUGGGUGAAGAUUCCUAGUCAGAUAAUUUCACAACCAAACGCACUUCCCUUUACAACACCUAAAGCUACAACAGCCCCAUCCUCAGCAUCACCUACAGUCUCCCACUUAACCAAACCAUUCAGUGCCUCAGACUGUGGGAAAAAGAAGUUUUGUAUCAGGAGUCCUCUGAACUGUGACCCAGAGAAAGAGCAGGCCUGUGUCUUCCUGUCCUUCAGGAGAGAUGACCAGUCGGUGAUGGUGGAAAUGAGUGGUCCUGGUGAAGGCUACCUAUCCUUCGCACUGUCUCGUGACCGAUGGAUGGGUGAUGAUGACGCUUACAUGUGUAUCCAUGAAGAUCAGAUGGUGCACAUACAGCCUGCCCACUUGACAGGCCGAAGUCACCCUGUGAUGGACUCCAGGGGUCCUCUUGAGGAUAUGGCUUGGAGGUUGGUGGACGGUAUUAUGCAGUGUUCUUUCAGAAGAAAGAUUGUCCUUCCUGGGGUUAAGAAUAGAUUUGAUCUAAACACAAGCUACUACAUAUUUCUCGCAGAGGGUACAGCCUCUGAUGGUCUAAUUCAUAAGCACACUCAGCAACCCUUGAUUACGUACGAAAAACACGAUGUGACGGCCUUUCCCAAGGACAUAGGAGGGUCUCGCUCUUCCCCGCUCUUGAAGGCCCACGGUGCCUUAAUGUUUGUGGCAUGGAUGACGACUGUUAGCAUAGGUGUGCUGAUUGCCCGGUUCUUCAGAUCUGUCUGGUCCAAAGCUUUCUUCUUUGGGGAAGCAUUUUGGUUUCAGCUGCAUCGGAUGCUCAUGCUUACCACAUCGGCGCUCACCUGCAUUGCUUUCAUUCUGCCUUUUAUAUACAGAGGAGGCUGGAGUUGGCACGCAGGUUACCACCCAUACCUCGGAAGUCUAGUGAUGGCUUUAGCUGUUCUGCAGCCUCUUCUGGCAGCCUUCAGGCCACCUGUUCAUGACCCAAGAAGGCAAAUAUUUAACUGGACUCACUGGAGUGUGGGAACAGCUGCUAGGAUAAUAGCAGUGGCAGCAAUGUUCCUAGGGAUGGAUUUACCAGGACUGACUCUUCCUGACCCACAGAAAACCUAUGCAAUGAUUGGAUUUGUCAUCUGGCACAUUGGGACUGAGGUUGUUCUGGAGAUACAUGCGUACCGACUCUCUCAAAGAGUCGAAAUAUUGGAUGACGACAGAAUUCAGAUCCUUCAGUCAGUCUCGGUAUCCGAAGCAGAGGGCCGUACUUUUAAAAAGGCAGUGUUGGCAGUUUAUGUCUGUGGGAAUGUGACUUUUCUCAUCAUAUUCUUAUCUGCGAUCAACCAUCUAUGAACAAGAAAAGGAUUUUUGUGGUCUUGGUGAUAAUUAUCAUCAAAUCAAAGAAACUUGAAGCUUGUAUUGUUUGUCUGGAGUAUAUGCAUGAAUUUCAAUUUGGAAGACCAAGUUUGUGUCUACAGAGGAAUUUUGAUGUCUGGUUUUUAGAGAUGAAAUUCAGUAGGGUCAUAUAAACCAUAAACUGAUGUGAAACUGUAUAAUUCUGCAUCUUAAAGGUAAUUUUGCAGUUGAGGAGAAGUGGCUCUCAAAUAUUUCAUGCCAAGAUUGUAGGAACGUUAGUGUUUAAAAGAAUAAAUAAGAAUAAUCUGGACAAACAAAACAGAUGCCAUAUGAAGUGAUUGUAUUAAGGUAAAAUAUUUUGGAAUAUAAAGCUGCUGUGGUACUCUAAAGACAAUGUUUAUUUUUACUAAUUUAUCCGAAUAGUGGUUUGGGUUUUUUAAAAUAAAGUUAUGUUUUUGGGGCAUUUUAUUUGCUCUGUACUUCUAUACUUCUGAGGUUAGAGACACAGGUGGGAUUGACCCAAUGUAGAUUUCAUUAACAUUUAUAUAUUAUUAGUAGUAUAAUUCCUGUGUUAGCAGUGAAAUGCAAGUAGAUGUUUUCUGCUUACAGAGAUUAUUUAUUUAUUUAGCUACAUGAUUAAUUGUUUUGACUAUAUAGUUUAAGACAGCGACGUUUGAACAUUGCAAACUUGUAUUUUAAAAUUAGUAAAACUCAUCUUUGUGCUCGUAUGUAACAGUUGUUUUAUUCGUUUUUGAAAAUAAAAUAAUAUGGUAAUUUUCUUUGGUAAGAAGUUCCUAAUGCUGUAAUGAAUCUGCAGAGUCAGUGUUAUUUUCUUUGUUUCAAUAAUUUAUCUUCUAAUUUUAUCACUGUCUCAUUUGCUAUAAGGACUUCUAGCCAGUGGGUGGCGCUGUAAUACUGAAGUUCUUGGUUCUUGUUUUUCUGUGCUGUGAUUCACUUUUUUAGUGCUUAAAAAUUAGGGGACAGAAUUUUCCCUACAUUCUACCAGCUUUUCUUAAUCUUUAUUUGAAAUAUUUCUGCAUCUUCUUAUUGAGUUGGAGUUAUGGAUGUAGAAAUUUGAAUCAGGGACAAGUGUUAUUUUUGAAUUUAAUUUCUCUGUUUUUUUUAAAAUAACAAUUGUUCGGUAUUUCCUUUUAUAUUCCUUUACAUAUCCUGAAGCAAAUGAACAUAAUUAUCUUAGGCAAAAGAGACAAGAAAAAUAGUACAGUUUUUUCUGGUACCAGGAAUUGAACUCAGGACCUCAUGCUUGCUAGGCAGAUGCUAUGCUGUGAAGCUAAAUCCCAGCCCUAAUAGUAUAUUUUUAAAAUAAAAAGUUUAAGGCUGAGGAUUUAGCUCUUUAGCUCUUUUUUUUCUGAUUAUGUUUUACUUUUGGCUUGAACCUAAUUUCUGUCUGUAAUAGCUGUGUGUCCUACAACAUUUGCUGAUAACAUAAUGUGGAAGUCUUGUUUUUAUUUCUUAUAUAGAUGGUUAGCACAAAUACCUUAGAGUUUUUGUUAUAUAGGUGCCAACUACCUGUAGUCAGACCCUUCCUGCCAAUGUCUAAGUUAAAAAAAUUAGUAUAGCAAAUAAAAUAUGUACUAAAACAUUUUCCGUAUGUUUUCUGUUAUAAUGGGCUUAAAGGCUAACAAAUUUUCCUUUAUAAAUUGUAUUCUGUAUCUGACAGGAAAAAUUUGUUUAAGGGAAAUAUGACUCUUGGCCAUGUUUGAUUUGAGUUUGCUGGAUUUCUAGUGCUGAGGUAAAAAAUCAUAGCUUUUUCUUUUUUACUGAUUCAUAUCGUUUUGUUGUUAACUGCCCCAACUGACAAAGUUGUCAAAAAACAUAGUUGUCACUUACCCCCAAAUGUUUUAAAAGUUUUAUUUUAUGAAAAAAUUUCAAAAUCAAAUAAUAAGAAAGUAACAGUAGUUAUAACACUGUGUGUCAUUAUUUUCAAAGUAGUUACUCAGAAUACAAGACUUCAAUCAAAAAGAUUCUAAAUUAGUAUAGCCACUGUGGAAACCAUCGUAGUUAUUCUUCAAAAAACAAAAAAUAGACAUUCCAUUUGACCUAACGUUUCCCUGUCUAGUUGUCUUCCCCAGAGAGUUAAAUCAUCAUAUUAGAGGGAUACACAUGCUUAUCCUUGCUUAUACUACCAGUUUAACUUACUUUGUUGAAAAGAAACACUUGUUAAUAUGUUUCUUUUUUUCCUUUGUAAAAGUCUAAAUCUUUCCAGUAGCACCAAGUUAUGAUUUUUCUGCUUAUGAAUGAUUGGUACCCACAAAUUUCAAGUAUUUAUUGUUCACUCCUGUCAGUUUUUGUCUAGUAAACAGUCUGGAUAGUUUUAGAAAUUGUUUUUUCUUUAGCAGUGGCUCUUCUUUUCCUCACCUUUCCCGUAUGUUCGGUGGCAGUGGGAUAGGAAGCAGGUCAUCUGGAACCUGAAAGGACGGGAAAUUGGAAGACCAAAGGAUCUGUGUUUGCUUGUUGAUUUCCAAACUGCAUAAUGCUCUCUUCCAAACUGCUUAAUGUCUCUAUAUUUUAGCAACAUUGCCCAAAACAGUGAGCAAAAUAAUUAAGUUUUCGUAAAGAAGCAAUGCUCUAUAAAUUAAGAUCAGCAUGUUUUUCAGGAAAAAAAAAAAAAAAAGAAACUAAUUCUAGAAAAUUGUGGGUAGGGUAGACUUUUUGCUUUUAUUAUUUUCAAGUCUAUGUAAAUCAGUCUUAAGGGCAUCGGUGGUAUAGAGCUUGAGUUAUCAGAUAAGGAAUCAGUGAAUAGUGCAUACUUAGUGUUUAGGGUUUUUUGGUACCAGGGAUUGAACUCACACCUUUAUGCUUAGCAGGCAGGCACUGUGCCGCUGAGCUGUAUUCCCAGCCCCGAACUUGUUUUUUCAGGCGCGUUGGCUGUGGUAUGUGUCCCAUGGUAUCUCCUCCUUCCUCAGGCCCCAGUGCAGGCCUGGGAACAGACAAACACAGUAGUUACCCACCAGGAAGUCUUAGGGGCACGUGUAGCUCUUGGCUGACAUUCCCUGCUGAAGUGCAGGCAGGAGAACAAAGGUCCUUGUUUAAGUUAAUCCAUUAUAGGUGGAAAUGAAAGGAAAUACUCUACUAAAUUUUCUUCAAACCAGGGUAGGCUACUCAUUUUUCCUCUUGGUCCUGUGCUUCUUUCUUCCUUGUCCGUUUCCCAGCAAGCUCAUCUGUGCGUCUGUGUCAUUUUUUGAUGAUUACCUGUGUGCAGUGCCAUUUCUCCUCUUUCCCUGGCAGGAGCUGGCUUCUCAGUGUUAGCCCAAAUUCUGCUCCACAGAACCUUCCCUGACUCUUUUUCCCACUUGGCUCUUCUUUUCCUCACCUUUCCCGUAUGUUCGGUGGCAGUGGGAUAGGAAGCAGGUCAUCUGGAACCUGAAAAGGACAGGAAAUUGGAAGACCAAAGGAUCUGUGUUUGCUUGUUGAUUUCCAAACUGCAUUCAUGGACAGUCGCCUACCUCCGGUGCAGCUCAUCUCUCUGAGCAAUGACGAGGAUGGAAAGAAGUGACCCCCGUCAUGGGGGCUUGUUUUCUACAUUACUGUGAUGAUGUCUUCACUGCUUGGCUAUAGUAUUAAACCUUAACUGUUUUUGUGUAUAAAAUGUGCAGUUUAUAUUAUAUAAAAAUAUUUGAUGUUCGUCUUGAAAACAUGGGCUAAAUGAAAUGAGCUGGACAAAAAUGACAGCUGUUGUAUGACUGCACUGUGUGGUACCUAUAGUCAGAUAUGUAGAGAUGGCAAGUAGAAUGGUGUUUACUGGGGUGGGGGGCAAGGGGACGGGUGUUUUUGUUUAGGUUGAAAAGUGCUAGACACGUGUAGUGAUGAUGGUUGUACAAUACUGUGAAUAUAUUUAGAACUGUAUGCACAAACAUUGUUAAAGUGGGAAAAAAGAAAUAAAUAGUAAAAAUGGAAAAAUCUGUAUAAUAGCAGUAUUCAUAGCCAAAUGAUGGUGACAACUCCAUGUGAUUGUUAUUGGAUGAAUGGAUUAUGUUAUAUACAUACAAUGGAACAUUGUUCAGCCAUAAAAAGAAGUAAAGUACUGGUACCUGAUAAAAUGAACCUCCAAAGUAUGAUGCUAAGUAAAAGAAGCCACAAAGUUUA
This is a messenger RNA of Cavia porcellus (domestic guinea pig), 6045 nucleotides long. RefSeq names its product ferric chelate reductase 1 (gene Frrs1). The transcript has 16 exons. Bases 154 to 1935 code for a protein of 593 amino acids. Gene Ontology annotation, molecular function: oxidoreductase activity, acting on metal ions. Gene Ontology annotation, biological process: intracellular iron ion homeostasis. Gene Ontology annotation, cellular component: membrane. The record is from RefSeq and is a predicted model, not a curated record. Lineage: Eukaryota; Metazoa; Chordata; Mammalia; Rodentia; Caviidae.